CAACAACGCAUCGACGGUCAUUCCCAUACGCCGGGAUUCCUUCAAGGAAAUUUAUAAAGCUCCGCGAAGCCAGCGGGCACGGGGCACAGUGCCCACCACACCGUGGGUAGCUUACCAAAACCCCUCGGCCAAGGGCUGGCAGUCUGAUAAACCCCUUUGGUUCGGAGGAGGUGUUGAGGAAGGUGGUGGGUGAGAUGACAGCCUCUGGGCGCUCAGUACCUUCAGCCAGGUGACCACAUGUAAAUGUAUAUUAGUGUGGAAACAUGUCUCAGUGAGCGAAACUUUGUAAAGUGCCACAAUAUGGGUGAUAAAAGAGACAACAGCUGGCGAGGAACGCUGCCGGUGUUGAGUGUUUAAGGUGAUGCUGGUGGCUCAGCAGAGAGCCUCCGUGCCAGCCCUGGCUGCAGCAGAGAUGCUGCUGGCUGACGGCACCCCGCUGGUGGAGACCUGCGUCCUUCUGCCGGCGGAGUUCGCCCUGAAGGUGGAGACGCCGCAGCAGCAGGCCAGGGUGGCCUCCUUGCUGCACCUGCUGCCGCACCUCGCCCCUAGAGUGCCGCCCCUUCACCUAUCUGGCGGAUUCAACCACUUCGCCUCUCCUUUUCCUCCUCUCACUUCCUUACCGCCGGCGCUAAACCAUCUGGGGGCGCCGCCCCUGGGUCGCCCGCCGCUGCCACCUGCAGAAGACUGCAUCCAGGUGUGUGCCACCCGCCGCUUGCCUGCCCAUACCCGCUACCUGCCCUUCAGCGGCACCGUCAGGACGGAUAACCUGCCGCUGGUGCCCUGCCUCCCACCCAUGGACCCGAGACAGAGGUACGGUAGCUACGAGGAAGUGUGUGACAGAGCUGGUGGACGGGUGAGGCUCUGCAACUGGGUUCGCUUCAUCAGUUACUCACUUCACUUCACUCCUCGUGUCAACAUGGUUGCUUCCAGGGUCAGGGGUUCCGUGGUGUUCGAGGUGGUGCGUGAGGUGUGGCCAGGGGAGCGGCUGGUGGCCUUCCUCCUGCCGGAGGUAGGUGGGGAGGAUGUCCUCCUCCUGCCUGCCCUCACCCUCCUCCGCUCCUCCCUCUACCGUCGCACUAUUGACUCCAUCAUGGCGGAGGCGCCGCUGGACCUCUCCCGCUCCUUGCUAACCUCUCCGGCGUCUAAAACCCCGACGCCAGGAACCCCUUCCGGCGGAGACGACACGGGGAAGAGGAAACUGGAGGCGGAGUCACCGCUUCGAUCCCCCUCCCCACGAUCACCCGCUACCAGCUCCCCGAUCUCGCCUUUUCCUUCGGCUUCUUCGUCGUUCUUCCCGCUCAGGCAGUCCGGAUUCGGGAUUAAUCUGGCAGAUUCAGAGUCAUCGGGGAGACCGUUUACGUUGAAGUUGAGGACGACAAAGCCAGCGUCAGUGCCGUCUAGCAGUGGUAUCUGUGUGUACCGCACCUCUGCCAUCACCAGCACCGCCUCUGGCAGCAGCAGCAGUAGCAGCAGCAGCAGCGAGGUGGCACUGCCGCUGGCCCCCGUCAAGCGUCGGGAACGGACUAUGCUGCCGUGCUCAGAGUGCGGUAAGGCCUUUGAUCGUCCGUCAUUGUUGAAGCGGCACAUGAGGACCCACACUGGGGAGAAGCCUCACGCCUGUGAUGUCUGCGGUAAAGGCUUCUCGACCAGCUCCUCGCUCAACACUCACCGACGCAUCCACAGCGGUGAGAAGCCACACCAGUGUGGCGUGUGUGGCAAGAGGUUCACCGCCUCCUCCAACCUCUACUACCACAAGAUGACGCACGUCAAGGAGAAACCUCACAAGUGUUCGCUGUGCACUCGCUCUUUCCCGACGCCUGGAGACCUGCGAUCACACAUGUUCGUGCACAACGGCCAGUGGCCGCACAAGUGCACAGUGUGUGGCAAGGGCUUCAGCAAGCUCACCAACCUGCGCAACCACGCACUCCUUCAUGCAGAGUUGAAGAAGACUGAACGACAGUUGACGCUCUUGCCACCAAGUCUGGCCUCCAGCAGCGCCUCCGAUACUCCAGCGGCCUCCAGCAGUGUCUCUGACACUCCAGUGGCCUCCAUCAGUGCCUGCGACACUCCAGCGGCCUCCACCAGCGCCUCUGACACUCCAGCGGCUUCCAGCAGAGCCUCCGACACUCCAGAAGCCAAUUCCUGCCCUCUCACAUACUCCAUCAAUCCCCCCUUCACCUCAUACCCACUGCGUCCCUCACCUCCUUCACAUCUCCCUUCAUUCACUCAACUCAAGCCCCCUUCCUCAUCCUUCUCAUAUCCCUCCUUCCUCCUCGUCGCCGUUCCCUCCAAUCAACAACACCUCACUUGGCAGGCUCGACCCUCCAGUGUCUCCCAGAGAAAGAUCAGAUUCUCCAUCGCCGCCAGAUACGCGAAUACUCCGGAUGCAGCGACUCUCAUAAAGGAAGGUUCACACAUGGACGAAUUUCCAAGCAGUAUUAAGUUUCCUUCUUGCACUCCUGCAACUACCUCUUAUACUACUGCAGGUACCUCUGAUACUCCUGCACGUAUAUCUCACACUCCUGCAAGUAUUGCAGGCAUUUCUCAUACUCCUGCAGGUACCUCUCAUUCGCCAGAAGUUACCUCACAUACUCCUGCAGGUAGCUCUCAUACUCCUGAAGGUUCCUUUCAUUCGCCAGAAGUUACCUCUCAUACUCCUACAGAUACUUCUCAUACUACAGCAGGUACCUCUCAUCCCCCUGCAGUUACCUGUCAUACACAUAUAAUUACCUCUCUAAUUCCUGCAGGUACCUCUCCUACUCCUGCAGGUACCUCUCCUACUCCUGCAGGUACCUCGUCCUCCCCGACACCUUCGUCAGAUUCAUCGUCUUAUUUCUCUCUUAUCCACCACAAGCGUUCUUACCAAAAAUUUUCUUUAGAUAACAUACUAAUGUUACCUUCGUCUUCUUCGAUGCCGAGAACGAACGUCGGAAGCUGUCAAAAGACGCAAGAAAGAACGAUAAAGGAAGAGGAGGAGGAGGAGGUACAAAUUAUUCAUAAUAAGAGUGAAGUAGAGAUAAUAAGCGAUAAUCAAAGAAGUGGAGAGAGAAAAGAGAACGUGGUUCAACGGUAGCCUCGUGUCACUGGUUCUUGGACAUCGAGGUCGAAGAACUAGAGAAGAACUACUGAACAAAGACUCACCUCCUUUAUAUUCAGCUUUACCUUUUUUCACUAUUGAGCUUUAAAUUAUAAAAAUUAAAACAUAUAUCUAUGUGAUUAUAUUCCUUUAAAA
Molecule: messenger RNA, 3232 nt
Organism: Cherax quadricarinatus
Lineage: Eukaryota; Metazoa; Arthropoda; Malacostraca; Decapoda; Parastacidae
Source: RefSeq, a predicted model, not a curated record